UCCCAUCCUGCCUCAAGCCUCCAUCUGGGCGUACUCCGCUCUUCCUUCAGCCACACUCUUUUGCUUUACAACGAUCCUCUUUCAGGGCGCAUAGACUGCCGACACUAUAGAACCAUGUCGGCUGAAUUCGAGGACGUUCUCACCAACCAACCGGUCGUAAUUGACAAUGUUAGGUCUGGCACAAUAAAGGCAGGAUUCGCAGGCCAAGAUCAUCCGAAAUGUUUCUUCCCGUCUUUUGUCGGUCGGCCAAAGCACAUACGUGUCAUGGCUGGUGCCCUGGAGGGGGACGUAUUCAUUGGUAGGAAGGCGCAGGAGUUCCGCGGGUUGCUCAAGAUAAAAUACCCCAUGGAACAUGGAAUUGUCACGGAUUGGGAUGACAUGGAGCGGAUAUGGAGUUGGGUUUACGCUGAAGAGCUUGGAACACUGAGCGAGGAGCAUCCCGUACUACUGACGGAGGCACCACUGAACCCUCGGCAUAAUCGAGACGUCGCGGCGCAAAUCUUCUUCGACACAUUCAACGUUCCUGCUCUCUUAUCUCUGUAUUCCUCAGGCCGGACAACAGGUAUCGUACUAGACUCGGGCGAUGGUGUUACACAUGCCGUACCUGUGUUUGAGGGCUUCUCAAUGCCACAUGCCAUUCGAAGAGUAGAUGUUGCAGGAAGAGAUGUGACAGACCACCUGCAAUUGCUCUUGAGGAAGUCGGGACACCAUCUACACACUACCGCAGAACGUGAGGUCGUUCGAACCAUCAAGGAGAAAUGCUGCUACGUUGCGUUGAAUCCCGCCAAAGAGGAGAAGGACUCUCUCGGCCGAAACGAAGAAUUCCGGUUACCUGACGGGAACACAGUUCAACUGGGUCCAGAGCGCUUCCGUGCGCCAGAAAUCCUAUUCAACCCUGAGCUCAUCGGGCAGGAGUAUGCGGGCGUGCACCAAGUGGUAGUCGAUGCAAUCAACAGAGUGGAUCUCGACCUUCGCAAGUCGCUGUUUUCAAACAUCGUCCUCAGCGGUGGCAGCACCCUAUGUCGCGGUUUCGGCGACCGUCUACUGAACGAGGUGAAGAAACUCGCCCUGAAAGAUGUCAAGAUCAAGAUUUACGCACCUCCGGAACGCAAGUACUCUACUUGGAUCGGUGGUUCUAUCCUGGCGGGUCUCAACACUUUCAAGAAGGUAAUCUAGUUCCAGUUCUUCUCUACGUCAACCCUCUUAACAGUGGCAAUCACAGAUGUGGGUAUCAGCGGAGGAA
This is a messenger RNA of Fomitopsis serialis, 1243 nucleotides long. Its product is annotated as actin-like protein. Lineage: Eukaryota; Fungi; Basidiomycota; Agaricomycetes; Polyporales; Fomitopsidaceae. The transcript is spliced from 8 exons. Bases 115 to 1176 code for a protein of 353 amino acids. The record is from RefSeq and is a predicted model, not a curated record.